Rhinolophus ferrumequinum (greater horseshoe bat) is the source of this 3640-nucleotide messenger RNA. It is a transcript of the gene MSR1, whose product is annotated as macrophage scavenger receptor 1. The transcript has 9 exons. Gene Ontology annotation, cellular component: membrane. The record is from RefSeq and is a predicted model, not a curated record. Lineage: Eukaryota; Metazoa; Chordata; Mammalia; Chiroptera; Rhinolophidae. Gene Ontology annotation, molecular function: scavenger receptor activity. Gene Ontology annotation, biological process: receptor-mediated endocytosis. The coding region runs from base 134 to 1177 and encodes 347 amino acids.
UCAACACUCAAUGUGUCAUUUCCUUUCUUCAUGUAUCAGAUGCUGAAAUACUGUGUGAUAAAGAUUUUAAGUUUCAAUUGUAAAUAGAGGGAAGUGGAUAAAUCAGUUCAGCCGUCUUUAGGACAAACGAAGUAUGGAACGGUGGGAUACCUUUCCUGAUCAAGAGGACGACGCUGAUAACUUUUCAGAAUCUGUGAAGUUUGAUGCUCGCUCAAUGACAGCUUUGCUACCUCUUAAUCCUAAAAAUGGCCCCACCCUUCAAGAGAAACUGAAGUCCUUCAAAGCUGCACUGAUUGCCCUUUAUCUUCUUGUGUUUAUAAUUCUCAUACCAAUCAUUGGAAUCGUGACAGCUCAAUUCCUAACGUGGGACAUGAAGAAUUGCACCGUUGGUUCAAUUUAUGCCAAUGGCAUAUCUCAAAGUCUCAUCAGAAAAGAAAAUGGCAGCGAAGAUGAAAUGAAAUUUCAAGUUGUUACAGAAAACCUGAGGAACAUGGAGAAGAGAAUCCAGUAUAUUUCAGAUACACAAGCCGAUCUCAUAGAUUCAGAGCAUUUCCAGAAUUUCAGUGUAAUGACUGAUCAGAGAUUUAACGAUGUGCUUCUCCAGCUGAGCACCUUGGUUUCAUCAUUCCAGGAACAUGGAAAUACAACAGAUGAAAUCUCCAAAUCAUUAGUAACUCUGAAUACCACAUUGCUUGCUUUGCAGCUCAACAUUGCAACACUGAAUGACAAAGUCCAAGACAAUGCAUUAAAACAACAAGAGGAGAUGAGUAAGUUAGAGGAGCGUGUGUACAAUGCAUCAGCAGAAAUUAUGUCUACGAAAGAAAAACAAGUGCAUUUGGAACAGGAAAUAAAAGGAGAAGUGAAAUUAUUGAAUAACAUCACUAAUGAUCUCAGACUGAAAGAUUGGGAACAUUCUCAGACAUUGAAAAAUAUCACUUUAAUUCAAGGUCCUCCUGGACGCCCAGGUGAAAAAGGCGACAGAGGUCUCCCUGGAGCAGAUGGUCCACGAGGCAUUCCGGGUCCAAUAGGUCCUCCAGGUCCUAAAGGUGAUCGGGGAUCGAUUGGCUUUCCUGGAAGUCGAGGAUUAUCAGGACCACCGGGGAGGUCUGGGAGGCCAGGAAAUCCUGGACAAAAAGGCCAGAAGGGGGAAAGAGGGAGUGGAAGCAUGAAAAAGUAGGACAUACAGACACACAGUGAAGACUAUGUGAAGACAGAGGCAGAAAUUGGAGUGAUACAACUGGAAGCCGAGAAGCCACUAGAAGCUAGGAAAACUCAAGAAAAGAUUUCUUCUGAGCCUUCAAAGGGAGCAUCGCCCUGCCAACAUUUUGAUUUCCAACUUCUGGCCUCCAGAACUGUGAGAGAAUAAAUUUCUGUUGUUUGAAGACAUACAGCUGUGAUCAUUUGUUACAAUAGUCUUAGGAAACCAAUAUUCCUAGGCAUCGAGGGUGCUACUUUCUCUCCACACAUCACUCCAACAAUGGGCACCCAUCUCUCCCUUCAUUUGAGGAAGUACCCUAGCUACACACCUGGGGAUCUAAGAGAAUUUUACUGACAAUUUAAGCCUAAGAGGAAAAUAUAAGCACAAGCAUUUACAACGUAAAGUUAAACCUUAGACUUCAUUGUCUUCAAAUUCCCCAGCUACGGUAGCUUAGACACCAAAUUUUCUUCACUGGCCAGUUUCCUCAGUCUCUCCCCUGCCAUCAAAAUACUUUUGCAUAUUCCCUCUCCACUGAAAGGGAGGGGUCCCUUUAUUUUCUCUUCUUAUUUUAUCUCGUGAUUUCCAUAAUACUUCUCUCUCUUGACUUCCAAAGUAACAGAUUGAAACUAUUUUACAUUAUUUUUUCACAGAAAUUUAAACUACCAGGGAUGCCAAAAAAUGUAUACAUAAUUUAAGAGAUGUUAUCUUUGUAUUACUUUUCAAAGUUGAAUUACGGUAGCAAUGUGUAGUAUGACGUUCACUCAAAAGAUGGCGUUAAUCAAAUGAAUGCUAGCGUCACCAUGCGACAGGCAGGACAGUCAAAGAAAAUGGCAGAAGCACGGUUGUCGUUUGAGAAGCACAAGACCACCGAGACAUGAGUGCUUACCUCAAUGAGAAUUUGCCAGGACAAUGGAUAAGACAAAGAGGUACGGAUGAGUUUCCCCAUGUUCUCCUGACUUAACACCCCUUGACUUCUACCUAUGGGGGAUCUUAAAAGAAAACUGGCUACACUGGCGGGAAGAAGUGAAACGGCAUGCACAGUGAUACAAGUGGACACUUUGGUCAACGUUGCUCAAGCAGUAGUUCGCCGUAAUCAGAAGUGUCUGGAUGCUGAUGGUAACCACUUUGAGCACCUCUUGUAAUUGCAGAAGUCAAAUGUGACUUGUAUUCAUCUUUUGUUAUCGGUAUGCAUAGAGUAUUACAAUUUUAAUAGUUUUUUUCCUUUCUUAAAAUGUGUAUACAUUUGUUUGGCACCUUCUGUAUUUCUCCAAACAUCUGAUGUCUGUGUCACAGCUUUCAUAGCUAAAUACCUCAUUAAGAUAAUUAUCUUAAAUAACAAAAUCAAUUCCCUUUAAAAAAGAAUUUAACAUAUUGAAGGACUUCCAGGUCAACCUGCAACUAGAUUUUUUAAAAAAUUUUCUUUGUUACAUUUGGAACUCAAAUAUAAUAAUUACCAUUGUAAUAUAUUUAAUCCUAAAUACUAAUUCUAAUAAAUGAUACCAAAAAAUGACCAUAUGGUAAACAAUAUGAUAAUUGAAGUGAAAUUAUACUCCUUAAAAGUAAUUUUUAACCUCAGUUCCUCUCUGAAGCAACAGUAAUAGACACAGGCUAAAAAGCCCUCAGAGUUCAUAUACUUGCCGACUUAUCUUCUCAAAUUAGAAUGUUGCCUGUCUAAAGAGUUUAGCAAAUUCAUAAUAUCCUUUUCCUAACUUUUAAGGAAAGAUGUAUAUGUAGCACUUUUAUAAUUUACUUAGGACUCAUGCAUGGCUCCAUCAACAUGUCUGUGAAUGUGUUGACUUCUUUAGAUAAAAUAUAUUUCAAAUAUGAAGGAAAGAAGGAAAAACAUUUAUAACAUAUAGCUAAUAAAUAGUCAUGUACAAACCACCUGGAUUUUAGAGAUGUUGAAAUUUUACCAUAUUAACUAUAGGUAUUUGUUUUUUAAUAUAUAUAAUUUUAACUAAUACAGUUGAAGCUCUAUGUAUGCCUGCCUCACUUGCUUUUCCAGGGUAAAUCAUUAUCUUGGAAUUUAUAUGCUUCUCCAUUCAUGUUUUUAUACAUUUACUACAUAUAUAUGUAUGCAUAAACAAUAGAUUAUAUUUUUUGUGUUAUUUUGCAUAAAUGGAGCUAUCUCUCAUUCUGUGCUUGUCCUUUCUCCUCAAUUUUAUGAAUUUCAGCCUUGAGUCAUUGACACAUUACAACAGUAAAGGCAUUAGUGAAUAUCCAGAGACUACUUAUUUUAUUAAAUUAAUCUUAGUUAUUAAAAUAAUAUAAUUAUAUAAAAUUAGAAAAAUAUUACAUAUUCAAUUUCUGUCUUAUAUACAGAAUUACUGUUAGUAUGCUUGGAUACUUCCUUCAAGUCUUUUUAUAUGUCAAUUUAUUUUACAUAAUUGAAAUACAAUUUUUAAUCUUAAUAAAGUCACUUGAUAGCAUGUUAUCAUUCUU